AUUUAAUCCCCGAACUUGGGAUGCUUAAAAUUAGAAGCAACUACAAUUUCCCAUUCCAUUUUCCAACAUUAUACUCUUUGCUAAUGGCUACUACACACACACUCCGUAAGAAGAACGCCGUUUACCAGAAUAAUGUCAACAAGCGUGGCCACGUCAAACCUUCUUUGUUCAAAAAGAAUAACAAGGACAAACUGGGUUCUCCUUGGCUGUACGUUAUUUUGGCAGCGUUUUUAAUGGGAGGUGUAUUGCAAUUUCUCCAGAUUUGGUUUUCGUAAAAGCGAAUCGGCCCAAUAGAUUCCAGAGUUUUGUGUCAAUCAUCCGUGGUUGAUUGUCUGAGCCGGUAGACCGUCAGGCUCAUUUUUGUAAAAUUUGUAUAGCACCACCUCAACUCUUUUUUCCCGCUUUUUGUUCUUGUUCACCCCACCCCACCACCAAUCUUGUCACCAGGAAAACCGCCGAAAACCAUUAGGAUGUGUUAUUCUGAAAACCGCAAUCAAUAAACUUCCAUUUGGUAUCUCGAUG
This is a messenger RNA of Radiomyces spectabilis, 522 nucleotides long. RefSeq lists its product as uncharacterized. The coding region runs from base 21 to 275 and encodes 84 amino acids. Gene Ontology annotation, cellular component: endoplasmic reticulum. The record is from RefSeq and is a predicted model, not a curated record. NCBI's taxonomy places the organism in Eukaryota, Fungi, Mucoromycota, Mucoromycetes, Mucorales, Radiomycetaceae. The transcript has 4 exons.